Messenger RNA from Cylindrotheca closterium, 966 nucleotides. The record is from the annotation of a GenBank genome assembly. NCBI's taxonomy places the organism in Eukaryota, Bacillariophyta, Bacillariophyceae, Bacillariales, Bacillariaceae.
AUGAGCAUCAUUGGUCAUUUGAAUUCAUCCUCGGAAGGUGGCAAUGCAACAGAAGAAGAGAAAAAGCCCUCUCCCGAUAAAAUAUCCCAGACGGCCAAUGGCAUUUCUAUCAAAGAUUUUUUCGAUCUGAGCAAACCUUGGGUGCUAGUUCCCGAUGGGUCGUUUUCGGGCUUCUUUAACUUUAUUCCCGCCACUUAUCGACAAGGCCCAUGGAGUCCAGUAGCGACAAUUGCAAUCAUUGUGAUUAUAUCCUUUUUGAGUGGUGGUAUUUUGUCCUUUUUGAAUGGCGAUUUCUUGCAAUACUUUCAGGAAGAUCAGCAUGGUCAUGAAUACGUUGCCUUUACUCAAGAGUGGUACAUGGCGUUGUUAUGCUUUAGUUGGACUGCAUUUCUAUGUUGGCAUAUUUUGAAUUAUAGUGCUGUUGGUGCAGGAGCAUGGGUUACCUUUACUGUGUGGUCGUGGACUUGCAUAGUGGUUCGAAGUGGACUGGCCGUCAUGGCACCCUUUGUGCCAGGAGCACGGCUUCCAAUGGAUAUGUUGAGAUUCCCAACCAUGCUGUCUGCGAGUUUGACAUUCUUCCUUUGGAACUUUGUACUGUUCCCAAUCAUUCUUGUAUUCAUCAAGGAUCCCGAAAAGAAAAAGAAGUUCAUCGGCUACAUGACCAAUUUCCGGCUGACGCAGUUGCAUGUCUGCAAUAUAUUCAUUGCCUCCUAUGUUACGAUAUAUGUAGGUCCAAGAAGACAACUUCAUACUGGAGACGCAGUUGCAGCUGCAACCAUGGUGGUUAUAUAUGUUUUGGUUUAUUACUUGAUCUUGGACCGAAUUGGCGUUCACUUGUAUCCAAUCUUUUCCCCACGAACACCCGCUGUCGUCAUUUCCUAUGCCCUCUUCUUUGCCAUGUGUCAUGGUGGAUUUCAAGGAUGGCAAAAAGUGUUGGAGGUGUGCUACAAAGAACCAAUACAGUAG